Molecule: messenger RNA, 4494 nt
Organism: Trypanosoma brucei brucei TREU927
Lineage: Eukaryota; Euglenozoa; Kinetoplastea; Trypanosomatida; Trypanosomatidae
Product: SNF2 DNA repair protein, putative
Exons: 1
Coding region: 1-4494 (1497 amino acids)
Cellular component (GO): nucleus
Molecular function (GO): ATP binding; ATP hydrolysis activity; ATP-dependent chromatin remodeler activity
Source: RefSeq, a predicted model, not a curated record
AUGAAAGGAAAUGACAACGACUGUAACGCUGCGGACCCGGAGGUAUCUCAACUUGUCAUUCCUCCAGAACUCGAAAGGGCUCUUCAUGCACAUCAAAUAUCUGCGCUUCACUUCAUGUGGAGGAAACUUGUUGACAACGGCAUAGAACGUGUUAUUCGUCAGAGCCGUGGUGCACCACUAACUGACCGUGUGAGGUUGUAUCAAGAAGUGUUUGGUUGCAUUGUUGGUCACUCAAUGGGAUUGGGAAAAACCAUCACUGCGCUCAGUUUCUUGUUAUUACUGCAAAAACACUACGCAACAUCUGACAAUGUAAGUAGUAAGCACAAAGUCACCGAUUCCUCUGAGGCUAGUGAAGACGAAGAUACAGCCGGGGCACCCGUCACCGCUUCAUGUAUUCGCGUGCUUGUGUUAACACCGCGCAGUUGCACGUACCAUUGGCAAAGUAGUGCUGAGCAGUGGAUGAGUUCCAGUCUUUUCGGAGGCACGCAACUACCUUUGUACGUACCGCUCGGCAACAGUGCUACAGACGCCCUCGUGUUAAAACAUUACCACGAAGGUGGUGCUCUGCUUCUUGGAUAUGAGGAGUAUAAUAAACUCGUAUCCCGAGCGAGGGAAGUAGCUGGUGGUGGUCAGUCCUAUUCUCGUGUUCAUUCCAUUUUUGACCGUAGUCGACCACCUCUACCGCUUACACGCCAAGUUGUCAUGUCAGAAAUGUUGGAAAGUUUUGAUGUGGUUGUCUUUGAUGAGUCGCAUCGUUUUAAACGUCCCAAGUCGAGGCUUGUGACGGCACUCAAACAGUCUUUGCACGCUGUGCAACUGCGUAUCGCACUGACGGGGACUCCGCUACAGAAUCACCUUGAAGAAUACGGCGUCAUGCAUUCAGUAGUGACAGGUGGUGCUUUCGAUUUGGCUCCGUUUCGUCGUCUCUUCGCCAUACCCAUUGAGCGAGGCCAAUGUGCCGAUUCCACAUAUGAACAAUAUUUGGAGAUGCAAAAAUGUGUCGCUUCACUUCGGCGGUUCUUUUCCACUACUGUGCACCCGUGCGGGCCGGAGGUACUGAAGCGUGACCUUCCAGAACGGCGCGAGUACCUCAUUCUUGUGGGGUUAUCACCUCAGCAGGAGGACGCAUACCGCUCUCUCUUGAGGCAGUUCUUUCCUGAUAUGAAUAAGGGCGUAAUAUUAAACCUGCAUCACAAGGCUUCACACAUAUGUUGUCAUGCGAUGAUGGACAACCAACUUGUGCAGGUACUCUGCCAGAGUGUAUAUGUUGAUGAGAAUGGACGAGAAACCCAUAGCAACUUAGGGGCGGGAAGGGGUGUUCAAACUCCUGGGAAAGAUAGUGUUACUGAUGACUGUGACAGCGAAUCAAGGGAAAGUUCUCGGGAUGAGUCAGAAUUUAGUGGCGAUAUAAGCAGUUCCUCUUCGUCGACGUCUUCUAGUGCUAGUGACUUGAAAGGACAAUCACAGGCAAAUACGUCAAAGGAAAAUGCUUCCGUAGAUAUUUGGCUCAAAAGGUUGCGAAUUGACGAAUCCCCGAAACUUAACCUGACGCUUUCCCUUCUUCGCUACAUUAGUGAGGAUCUUCGCGAAAAGGUGGUGCUCUUUUCCACUUACAAGAGCCACUUGUAUCUUCUCAUGUUUCUCCUAAGACAAAGAGGUGUCGUUUCUGAGGUUUUACAUGGAGGCGUUGAGGUUAAGGAACGUCAGCUGAUCAUUGACCGCUUUUCGGUCGAUCCAUCGCUGCGUGUGUUGUUGUGCUCAACAAAGGCACUUGGUGUGGGUAUCAACCUGGUCGCAGCUAAUCACUGCAUUCUUUUUGAUGUGAGUUGGAACCCAAGUGAUGACACCCAGGCAACUUAUCGUCUCUACCGCUAUGGCCAACGUCGGCCAGUAACAAUUUAUCGUAUCGCUACAGAGGGAACUUUCGAGCAUGUUGUGUUCUUUUACGCUCUGAGUAAAUCGUGGAUCCACAAAAAGAUUGUUGAUGUAUCCGAUCCCGCUCGGUACGAUCGCCACGUAAAAGAAAAUUAUUUCAUCUAUCCUUGUCCACUUCCCGUUGAUUUUGAACAAGUCGAUGGAAAACCUGAGGUUCGUACUAAACUUCCAAACGGUGAGGCGCUGCAGAAAAAAUGGCGGGAUUACGCUUCCCUUCACUGCCCCUCUUUACUCCAUACCGCACGAGACGGCACGUUUGCGUGGAUUAGGGCGAUUACGGAGUAUUCCUUUUUGGUGCGUGACAGCACUGAGGAGGCCAUAAGGGAGAUGGGAUUGCGAUUUGAGGCGGAAAGGCGAAAACCUUUGAUGCCCGUUGUGAUUGAAAAAGUAAUGGGAGGAAGUCGGCCUGUGCAGGAGAAAACGGGGAACACCAUGCAACGUUGUGAACCAUCCCUACAGGUAUGUUUAAGCGGAUGCGCUGAUCAACUGGUGUCGAUGGCCAGCCAGGGGCAAGCUCAUCAUGAAGAAGUCCAGCGGCAUGUGGCAGACGUAAGCAAACAAGAAAUGGAGAAAAGACUCACUUGUCUUCUCGCAAAGGUGCUCGGUGUUCCUGAGCCAGCUGGAGGAUUAGUUGAAGUGGUCACACUUAUCUUCCAUUUAGGUGUAGAUCACGUUAUGCAGGAAACACUUAACAAAGCACCUUACGCGAAGCUACGUUCAGUUCUCAACGCUAGAGUUCUAAAUAGCAAAUUAUCGGAAAAAUCACUACAAAACUCACUGAAAUUUAAGCCGUUCACUCUCUUCGCCAUCAUGGCACCAACUGAGGUGACAUACACCUUAACAGAGUUAGGUUUCAACAGACCAUUUGCCCCUCAUUGUACACUUGUUGGUGUGCGUUGCGCUCUACGGAGCAACAAUAUAUCUCGUGAUACGCUUCAAGAGCUGUACAAUCUUUUGGCUUCUGCAAGCGCCGACGUUAAUAUUGGAACUGGUGAUGCCGUAACAGCGGCAGAUGUUGAAGCUGUGAUGCUGAAGUGCAUGGAAAGUUAUUGGCCACCGUACGCCGGAAUGGCACUGCCUGCUCCUACAAAGGGCGCAGAACAGAGACGCAGCCUUGCGGAGCGCGCCUUACGAGUAGCGGGGGAGCAUACAACCGGUUUUGUGCUGCCGAGGGAAGCAGCGCGAUAUGUUGGAAUAUCUCCUUUAACUGACCGGUGUGAUGUUUACCAGUGUCAGCGGUGCAAUGAUGGAUUGAUGGAGCGUAUGCUACCUGAAUAUGUGCUGAAAUGCGGUCGUUGUCACUACAAUGCAGAAUUUGACUUACAGUCGCAACCUGAGACGCACCACGCAUGUGCAGUGUAUCAGUUUUCCGUUGUCUGUGGAUUGUUAGAUGCUUUUUCACAUUUUGAGAGCCUGAAGAAGGCAUUUGUGCCUUUAGAGUGUCGGGGCGUGCUGCACGCUCUGAGGCGACUCCGUCAGUUGUCGAAGGUAUACACUCCAAAAGAGUUUAUUUCCAGUGUGCUGCGUUUUGGAGUGGAGAGUUUUUUGCAGGAGUUGCCAGAGCCGACGCUUGGUCUUCUGCGCUUACAAUGCGGGGCUAAAGAUGUUGAUACUUUGAAGGAUAUCCUCUUAUCGGAUUCCAGUUUCGCAUUGUCCAACUGUGUUCACACGCAUGUGCGGCAGAUGCUGAUAAACUGGUUGAAGUCGAACACAGUAGCAAGUAGUGGGAUGCACAUUGUUACAAUGCCGGAGGCGCUUAUUAUACUGGCACUUCAGCUCUUAGGUAAAAGAUACAAGGGGGAGAAUGGAUUUGCCAAAGAUGUACUCUCUGAGGCACAAAGCGGUAAUCUUUGCGGUAACGCGGCGUUGCUGCGGUUCGUAUGUGACGCAGUUGUGAAGCUCAAAUACAUCGAGCGGUUGUUGGAACGCCCUCUCACACGUGCAACUUUAGACGCUUUUAUGAUGGACUACGCAACGCCUAGCGGCGGAAGUAGUGAAAGUGAGGGUAGCAAACCUGACGAGCAGUUGAACGGACAGGAGAAGUCUGAUGAUGAGGAAUCAAAAGUGGACGAAGAAGAUGAGGAAAUGCAUUCGCUCUCGACAAACAGUGCUUCUUCCCCCUCAUUUCGUCCUGACUCGAGGAAACGGCAGCGCUCUCCUUCCCUUUGCAUGUCCGAGGCCACCGUCUUGUCAACAGUGCAGUCAUCCUCCUAUUCAUCAUGUUAUCCUGGAGGUGAAUCGUUGGAGACAUCUGUCAGUGAAGAUCGGGCGGAGUCCGUCGCCUACGAAGCAAUGGAGGAAGGUGACAUACAGAUGGUGCGAUCUGCUCACUUCUGGGCAUCACACUGUGAAGUAUAUGGAAUCAGCAGCACGGAGACCCAUACUAUUCAAAUAGACGGUGAAGGAUGUACUGCGAAUGUGCUACAUCCACCUCCUAACAGCUUCUGGGCACGUGAAGUCCAUGGAGCAACACACGACGGAAUGCGGAUAUCCAGUGUGAUUGAUCUGUUUCUUGAGAAAUUAUUCGUAUUAUCUGCUUCGGUGCGCGUCAUCAAGUAG